This is a messenger RNA of Panicum virgatum (switchgrass), 1698 nucleotides long. RefSeq names its product guanylyl cyclase 1-like. The transcript has 9 exons. The coding region runs from base 506 to 1273 and encodes 255 amino acids. NCBI's taxonomy places the organism in Eukaryota, Viridiplantae, Streptophyta, Magnoliopsida, Poales, Poaceae. The record is from RefSeq and is a predicted model, not a curated record.
GCCCGCGCCUCCACUCCUCGAUCGCCCCCCGGCUUCGCUUCCCUCCAACUCCACCCCUCCCCCUUCCUCCUCCCCGUACAGCAGCAGAGCAGAGCGCGAGGCGCAUAAAAAAUGGCACCGCCACCACCACGCAAGCAGCAGUUUCUGGAAGCCGCCCGCGUGCCCUUAAAGGCGCCGCGCGCGCCGGUCGCCUCCCCUCCCCACCCGCUGGCGCCGGCGCUGGCGCUCGCCCGUUUUAAAUCACCGUCCAGCCCGGCAGCAGCUAGGCCGGCCGCGCCCAAUCACCCGUUCCGCCACCGGGGGCUCCGCUCCGCACUGCUGGUGGUGCUCACCCUCACCUGCUGCUCUCCCUUUCUUCCUUAUUCCCUCCCUCCCUCCCUCCCCCUCUCCGGCCUCGGAACAGGGAGGGCUCUGCCUCUGCCAGGUUUAGUUGCCGUUGCCGGCCGGGGGGAGCGGGAACCCCCCCGCUCGAUCGAGCUCCUCGCGCGGGCGUUUUGACCAUGUCAUGUGGCCCCUCUGCGUCAUCUCCGAGAAGCUCUUCAGGAUGGCGGGCGACGACGGCGGGCACGGCCCGGGCUCGCCUUCCGCCGACUACGCCCAGAUUCCCCUAGCGCGCCGAUCGUACUGCGUCGAUGUUCCACAUGUGCAGCAGGCCUUCACCUGGGACUGCGGCCUCGCCUGCGUGCUCAUGGUGCUCAGGACGCUGGGGAUUCAUUGCUGCCACGGCAUUGCCGAUCUCGAGAGGCUCUGCCGCACCACAAGCAUUUGGACAGUCGACUUGGCGUAUCUCUUAAACAAGUUUUCAGUUAGUUUUUCUUUCUUUACGGUGACUCUUGGAGCAAAUCCGCAAUAUUCUGCUGAAAGCUUUUAUAGGGAGCAAUUGCAAGAAGAUAUUGAUCGAGUCGACGAGCUAUUUGGGAAGGCACUUGAAGCUGGAAUUAGUAUUCAAUGCAGAUCCAUCAGUGCAUAUGAUAUUGCUUUUCUACUGUUAUCCGGGCACUGCAUUGCCAUUGCAUUAGUGGAUAAGUCAAAGCUAAAUUCCUCUUGGAUGAAUGAUGUACAUGAUGUACAACAGCUCAAUGAGGAUUCAGAUUACAUGGGGCAUUAUGUCGUAAUAUGCGGGUAUGAUGCUGAUGAUUGUGAAUUUGAGAUAAGGGAUCCUGCCAGUUCCAGGAAGCGCGAAAGGGUGACAAUGAAGAGCCUAGAUGAGGCCCGCAAAUCCUUUGGAACCGAUGAGGAUAUUCUCUUGGUAGGAGAAACAGUGUCUCCUUAACAGGAAAGAGCGGAAUGAAGGUCACGCGUAAAUUCCUCGCCGGCUCCAUGUAAAUAGCUCGCCAAGCCUCCAGCCCCCUUGUGUAUACGUUGUACAUGCCCCUGUAGCUAUGAUUGUCGAUUGCCAGCCUUGUAAUUUUACUGCCGAUAGGAACAGUGUGCCAGGAAAGGUAGUUAGCUUCGGUUUUAUGGUUUAUUGGCUCAUGGCAUCACCAAAGUCCAGCUGCGAAGGGUUCAGCAGCGGCGGCAGCAAAAAUUGCUGCUCUUGUGUAGUUGCAAAUGGAAUGGUGCCGUAGCAGCCAGAAAUGCUGCUCUUGUGUAGUUUACCGCUGGCAGCAGCUGCAAACAGUUCUGCCGAUCUUGUAACGAGCAAAAGCUAUACGAUCAUAUCUGAACGUGAACAGAUCUUCCUUGGAGUGUUCCGCA